GCCGGGUUGACAUGAAGAAGCAGCGGCUGGGGCGGCAGUAACGGCUGUAGUCUGGGUUUGCAGCGGGACCCGGGGCUAAGAGCUCGACGCGGCCUGGAACGGUAGACGGCGCAGUGAGCCGAGGAGGAGGCGCAGCAGCAGCCCUGGUUCGUCAUGGAGAUGGAAAAGGAGUUCGAGCAGAUCGACAAGGCUGGUAACUGGGCGGCCAUUUACCAGGAUAUCCGACAUGAAGCCAGUGACUUCCCUUGUAAAGUGGCCAAGCUUCCUAAGAACAAGAACCGUAACAGGUACAGAGAUGUCAGCCCCUUUGACCAUAGUCGGAUUAAACUACAUCAGGAAGAUAAUGACUAUAUCAAUGCUAGUUUGAUAAAAAUGGAAGAAGCCCAAAGGAGUUACAUUCUUACCCAGGGCCCUCUGCCGAAUACCUGUGGUCACUUUUGGGAGAUGGUGUGGGAGCAGAAGAGCAGGGGCGUAGUCAUGCUCAACAGAGUGAUGGAAAAGGGAUCGUUAAAAUGUGCACAGUACUGGCCACAAAAAGAAGAAAAAGAAAUGAUCUUUGAAGAUACAAAUUUGAAAUUAUCAUUGAUCUCUGAAGAUAUAAAGUCAUAUUAUACAGUACGACAGUUAGAAUUGGAAAACCUUACUACACAAGAAACCCGAGAGAUUUUACACUUCCACUAUACUACAUGGCCCGACUUUGGAGUCCCCGAGUCGCCAGCCUCAUUCCUGAACUUUCUUUUCAAAGUCCGUGAGUCGGGGUCACUGAGUCUUGAGCACGGCCCCAUCGUGGUGCACUGCAGUGCCGGCAUCGGCAGGUCGGGGACCUUCUGUCUGGCUGACACCUGCCUUUUGUUGAUGGACAAGAGGAAAGACCCUUCUUCUGUUGACAUUAAGAAAGUUCUGCUAGAAAUGAGGAAAUUUCGAAUGGGACUGAUCCAGACGGCAGACCAACUCCGCUUCUCUUACCUGGCUGUGAUCGAAGGUGCCAAAUUCAUCAUGGGAGACUCUUCCAUUCAGGAGCAAUGGAAGGAGCUCUCCCAUGAAGACCUGGAGCCCCCACCCGAGCACGUUCCCCCACCACCCCGGCCACCCAAACGAAUCCUGGAGCCGCACAAUGGGAAAUGCAAGGACUUCUUCCCAAACCACCAGUGGGUAAAGGAUGAUACAGAGGAAGAUAAAGAAGGCCUCACUGAGGAAGAAACCAGAACUCCCUCAAAUGCCUCCUGCAACAUAGAAAGCAGGAGUCCCGACACUGAAGUCAGAAGGCGGAUUGUGGGGGAAAAUCAGUGCAGUGCCGCAGCCACCAUCCCCACCAAGGGAGAGCCCUUGCCACCCGAGGAGGAGGAGGACCACGCGCUGACACACUGGAAGCCCUUUCUGGUCAACGUGUGUGUGUUCACGGUCCUCACAGCCGGCGCGUACCUCUGCUACAGGUUCCUGUUCAACAGCAACACAUAACCUGACCCACCUCCACCUCCACCUCCACCCACUGCCCGCCUCUGCUCGUAGAGCCCGCGCCCGGCUAGCAGGCACGCGUGGUAGGUAAGGGCCCGAGGACCGCUGUAGAGAGCCCCGGACCCCGACGGACGGUUGUUCUGCGCUAGAACCUACCCUCCCCCAGGCUGUUUGUCUUCCCCUGAUCCUACUUCCUCCCCUCCCCUUCCUUCGAGUACCAAAUCCACAACCAUGUUUUCAAGGAGAGCAAAGGAGAGUACCACGCAGGUGGUGGAGACUAAAGGGGGCCACCGGCCCACGUGCUCCUCUGGGUGCACCCAAGGCGGCCCAGGCGGCGGCACUCCAGCAUCCUUCCCAUGGACCCCUUUGGAGUCCGUGUGUACUUAGCCUCUCCACUCCAUAUUUAUUUUUUACUUUUUUUCCCCAAAGGUGUCCAUAGUGCACUUGCACUAGCAUUUUCUUAAACCAAUAAUGUAUUAAAAUUUUUUGAUGUCAGCCUUGCAUCAAGGGCUUUAUCAAAAGUACAAUAAUAAAUCCUCAGGUAGUACUGGGAACAUAAGACUUUGCCAUGAGCCUGCUGCAUCAGACCAGUACUGGGAAGGAGGACAGUUGUAAGCAGUUGUUACUUAGUGAUACUGUGGGUAACAUGAGAAGAGGUUUGGCAUAUGUUUAUAGAACAAUGGUAUAAUAUAUAAUGAAUACUUGGAUAUUUAAAAUACAUGAUGUGAGAUUACUUUGUUCUGGUUAUUCUCCUCCCCCGUUAUCUGCUAGAACUUUCUCAAUCACCGCCUCCCCUCUCUGUAUUAGAAUGCAUGUAAGGUCUUCUUGUCUCCUGAUCAAAUACCUUGUGCUUGAAACGAGAAGCAGAUCUCUGCUUCCUAAUGUGCCCCCUGUACAAGUCCAGUCCACCUUUGCAUGAUCUGAUCAUCACAUGGCUGUGGUUCCUAAGGCUGUUGCUGGAAUAAUCUUCAUUUAUUCAGCAGAGAGUGCUGUGUUCCAGGAACAGAUACUUGCCUAAUUCCUGGCAGGACACUCUGGUGACCUCCUGGUGAGGCCCAGCCUGUGCCGGUCCAGCUGGGUCCCACCGUAACUCAGACAUUCCAAGGGUAUGAGAAGCCACAUUCACACCUCACGCUCUGGACUCUAGGCAGACAGGGCCCUCCCCACCUUUGGGAUCAGCCUCCACUCUUCCAAGUUCACACUCUUUUUGAGCAGACUGUGAUUUGGAACCAAGGCCACUGCUGGAAGCCACACUUCUUGAAACACCCGGGACAGCGGUCCCGUGGGCAGCCUGCUGCGCCUCCGUUGCCAGUCCGUGCUGCCAGGGGCUUGCUGAGGGAUGAGCGUCUGCCCUGCCCUUGAACCCCGUGGGGACUGAUGGUGCUCACGACUCUUCCUACGAGGGGAACUUAAGACCUCCACAUUACGUGGCUUUUUUAACAAGAAAAAAAAAAAAGGCAGCUGUAGCUCACGAGCUGCU
This is a messenger RNA of Choloepus didactylus (southern two-toed sloth), 2935 nucleotides long. RefSeq names its product protein tyrosine phosphatase non-receptor type 1 (gene PTPN1). Gene Ontology annotation, biological process: protein dephosphorylation. The transcript is spliced from 10 exons. Gene Ontology annotation, molecular function: protein tyrosine phosphatase activity. Bases 154 to 1458 code for a protein of 434 amino acids. Lineage: Eukaryota; Metazoa; Chordata; Mammalia; Pilosa; Megalonychidae. The record is from RefSeq and is a predicted model, not a curated record.